AUGGGUAGGGGUAAGUUGAUCCUAGUUGAAGGUCUAGAUAGAACUGGUAAAACAACUCAAACAACACUCUUGCUGAAAAAACUAUCUUCACAAGAUGCAAAAUUAAUUAAAUUCCCAGAUAGAACCACACCAAUCGGAAAAUUAAUUGAUAACUAUUUAACCGAUAAAGAAUUCCAUCUACCUGACCAGGCUGUCCAUUUAUUAUUCUCUGCUAAUAGAUGGGAAGUUGCUGAUUCCAUUAAACAAUUACUUUUAGAAGGAAAAAUUGUCAUCUUGGAUCGUUAUGUUUAUUCCGGUAUUGCCUAUUCUGCAGCUAAGAACAUACCAGGAAUGGAUUUAAAAUGGUGCUUGCAACCAGAUAAAGGUCUGUUGAAACCAGAUUUAACUAUCUUUUUAACGAACGAUAAUGAUAACGAUGAUAAAAAGGGAUUUGGUGAAGAACGAUAUGAAAAUGUUCAAUUCCAAAAAGAAGUGAAAAAUCAGUUUAUUAAAGUAUUUUCCGAAUUAGAUUCAAUAGACAAAGAGUCAGAGACUUUGAAAAUUGUUAAUGUUACGAAUAAAUCAAUCAUUCAAGUUGAAGAGGAGAUUUGGUCGUUUGUUCAACCGGUCGUCUUGAAUGAGAAUUGCCAUAGUGAUACAUUCUCGUAUUUCUAA
Naumovozyma dairenensis CBS 421 is the source of this 654-nucleotide messenger RNA. RefSeq names its product bifunctional thymidylate/uridylate kinase (gene CDC8). Gene Ontology annotation, cellular component: cytosol; cytoplasm; nucleus. The coding region runs from base 1 to 654 and encodes 217 amino acids. The transcript has a single exon. The record is from RefSeq and is a predicted model, not a curated record. Gene Ontology annotation, molecular function: dTMP kinase activity; ATP binding. NCBI's taxonomy places the organism in Eukaryota, Fungi, Ascomycota, Saccharomycetes, Saccharomycetales, Saccharomycetaceae. Gene Ontology annotation, biological process: dUDP biosynthetic process; dTDP biosynthetic process; dTTP biosynthetic process.